Molecule: messenger RNA, 1207 nt
Organism: Schistosoma turkestanicum
Lineage: Eukaryota; Metazoa; Platyhelminthes; Trematoda; Strigeidida; Schistosomatidae
Source: the annotation of a GenBank genome assembly
UUCACCGUUGAUGCAGGAUUGAAUAUUUACAUCAUAUGCAAUGAAAUGAUGCGUUAUGCACCACAGUAAAGUCAAUGGCUAUGAGUAUUAUAAUAAAAUGCCCACACAAUUCACUGUACAUAAUCGUAACACUGUGAAGGGACCUAGCACAGACGUUGCUCCUUUGGAACAUCUUUUCGUAACUAAAUUUUCCAGGCUAACAAUUGAUGAUGAAUAUAAAUAUAAUUUAGCUUAUUUGGUUACUGAAAACGAUGGAACAGCUCCAGCUGAAAAGCAUCGAUCAGCCGUGCAAAAUCCAAAACCCUUCGACCGCAUCCACGUGAACUCCAUACACCGAAAAUCUGAACCAGUUAUUCCUAUAAACAGUGGAGCAUUUUACCGAUCAGCUAGCGGUACAAGGCAGAAACCAUUGCGUAGCAAAGUCUCAUUUCGUCGCAGCUCUCCUGUCUACGUCAGUAGUCCCGAAUCAUAUGAGCACAUGUCAUCAGACUUUGAUGAUCAAGGAGACUACGACUACAGUCCAUUCUCAAAACGUUUCACAAAAGUAAAUGAUAGCAUUGAACUUAACCAAGGUCGUUAUUUUCAACAGAAGAAACCUCUUAUACCAGUUAAUAAUUCCGUAGAUACUCCAUCCGCCAAGUUAGAUUGCUCUUCCCCGAUAUGCACUUCAAAUCCAAAAAUUAAUACUCCCUUAUGUAAAGUAGAGGAAAGUUUGAAACAUGCAAAGCCGAAACUACGCCCAAAUAACAUCAUGCUGCGUCGCGAUAUUUCUCAAACACUUGACAAGCAGCUUCGACAUGCAAACGAAAGUCGUCUGGAAUCUAUGAAAAUAAAAGUUAAUGCUCCAGAUCCAUUGAUGAGAGAUAACUUUUGUUCUCAUGAUGUUGCAUCUAGAGUGCAAGCCUUCAAGGCGCUUAUGAAAUCAGAGGAAUUAGAAAGCACUGAUCAAAACAGUGAAACGAAGGUAAUCGAGAAAGUCGCAAAUGAACGAAAGAUAUCCGAUGUAUCAUAUCAAGGAAAUCAUGUUGGUUUUCGUCGAUCGAAAACAUUUUCUGGUGAACAAAUGUCAAGGCGAUAUCAACAAUAUAUGGAUUUAUGCUUUGAUUGUGGUAAACGUAUUUAUCCUGUUGAUCGUAUAUCUACCGGUGAACGAGUUUAUCAUAAGGCAUGCUUUCGUUGUGCAACAUGUCAAAGAACAUUACUGUAA